This is a messenger RNA of Linum trigynum, 1558 nucleotides long. Lineage: Eukaryota; Viridiplantae; Streptophyta; Magnoliopsida; Malpighiales; Linaceae. The record is from the annotation of a GenBank genome assembly.
GGCGUCAACUGGUGAUGCUGGAGGAACAGGAAAGAAAUUGACUAGAUUUAAUGGGCGUAACAUUAGUAUGAGUAAGAGAAAUAAGAAGUCAAAGCAUAGAGAUAGGUCGGGGGAGCAGUCAGAGCCUGAGUAUGAGCCACAUCCACAUCAGCUAGAGCCACCGAUGAGAUUGAGGGCAGUUGGGUUUCCUCAUUUUGAUUUUAAGUUGCCUAGUAUGGUUGGUAGUGGAAGUCUUUCCAGUCACAACUUUGGGACGAGGGAUCAACAUACUUCAUCGUUGAAGCCUUCGGACAAGAUUGACGACGAGUUUGAGCAGUAUGAGGUGGAUGUUGUUGAGGAUCACAUUCCACGGGGCAGUCUGAUCAGAGAUAUCAUAGAGGUGCCAUCAGCCGAUCAUCACAUGGUGUUACUGGGAUUUAUAGAGACCAUGCGGGGCGUUUCUAUAGAGCUCCACAGGCGGGUGAGGGUCAGAGGGGUGAUGCUGAUGUGGGAGAGGAGUAGGAACUUAUAGGACCGUGUGCCAGAGGGUCGAGUGAUCCGAGUUUGCUCCUAGCUUUCUUGGGCAUGUUGCCCACCGUAUAUACACGGGACAAGCUUAUAGAGGGGUGAUCAUUUGCUACGAUAUGAUUUUGACGCUUGAGCACGUUCUACUACAUCACGUGAUCUCAGAUUCUCAUGUUAGGAGUACCGUAGAGAUAUCAGGCCUUGCUCACCUCUUAGAUAUCACCUUUCAGAACGAGCUGGACACUGCUCUCAUAUUGACAACUGGAUACUAACACCUUCCACAUGCCGUUUGGAGAGAUGACAAUCCUCCUUCACGACAUGGUUCACAUCCUUGGCAUUUCGGUUGAGGGAGAGACGAUGGCAGCGGAUCUGAGACAGUUGGAGAAGAUGUCACCAGAGGAUGACAUGCGAGCACUAUUGGGUGUGAUGGGGUGCGGAAUUAGGCUAAGGGGUGCAAGUUGGAGAGGCUCGGUGUUGCCUUCUUCUGCUGCUGGGGUCCAUACUAUUCGUAGAUAAGAGUAAGGACCGCAUUUCUUCUGUUAUCAACUUGUUUGUGAAGAGGCUGAAGAAAUUGCCUAUCUGUACAAGCAGCUUGGUAUUGCCUCGCGGGCAGAGGCUAAGGGAGUGGCGGGUUGUCUGACUUUACUACAGUGUUGGAUUUACGACCACUUUUCUACCUUGAGGCCUAGUCGAUUGGAGCCACGACAAUUGGAGUAGGGGGAGGCAGGGGCACUCAGGUGGCGCGGUAUCUCACCUCAGAGUGCCCACUUGUUGUGAGUCGACUUGCUUCCAUGAUUGGAUACUAUGUUAGCUACCACUCUGUUUAUGAUUCAUGGUGGAACAACCUAGGGGACAUUGUGUGCAUCUGGAAUUUUUUGUACUCUGGUACGACGUAGGCCAUAGGAGGUUACUGAUGACUACCUGGAGUGGUACCUUAGGCACUCGCACCCACAGAUACUGAGUGAUAGCCUACCUCUUCGUGAGUUCGUGAAGCUGAUGCCGUUAGUACAACCAUAUUUGAAAUUUUUGUAUGAAGUAAAAUUAUGUUUGAUUG